This is a messenger RNA of Tyto alba (common barn owl), 4257 nucleotides long. RefSeq names its product kelch-like protein 24. Bases 2276 to 3826 code for a protein of 516 amino acids. The record is from RefSeq and is a predicted model, not a curated record. Lineage: Eukaryota; Metazoa; Chordata; Aves; Strigiformes; Tytonidae. The transcript has 5 exons. Gene Ontology annotation, molecular function: protein binding.
UUCAGGUGGUGUGUAAACACAGCAAAGUCAGGAGGAACCAGAUCAGAAGCCGUGUUCCGCUCUAAGACAGGAAGUGGAUGAGAAAUGACUGAGAGCAUCUGGUCCUAUUUCUGAGGACUCAUGAAUUUCUGUUAGGCUUUUUAAAUACUGCCUCGUAGGAAAUAUGUGGCUGUAUGUAACGUGCUUCUGCCACCUGCUUCUCCUGAGGACCCUUUAUGAGGAGGCUGUGGCAGAGUAAAUUGUUUUGAUGGCAGCAGCAGUCUUGUUCCUAGAGGUUGUCAAGAAAACAUGCCAAGAACAGACUAUAUUGGCUGUUCAUUUUGGCAACAGGAGUAUAUUCCAAUUCAUAGCCUCUCCUGGGUCAGCUCUGAAAUGCAUGGGAACUUGAAGUAAAUAAAAAUUCCACUUCAGUGUAUCUGAAUUUUCCAAGAGACUGAAACUAGGGACCUGUUGUCUUGUGUGGCAUAUUGCCUGUGUAAACUUGAGUGCUUCUGGAUUUUAAUCUCCUAGAGGUUCAUUGAGUGCUUCACAGAGCUGUCUGGAGUCAUGUUCCUUCCAACAUAAUUUUUUGUAACACUACAGCACUCGUUCUUCAUGCAAUUGCACAAUUUAAGAGAUUCCUUAUUUAGUGCUUGGAGCAGAACUUGCUCACCAUCAGCCUGAGCAGAGUCUUGAACCACCCCCUAGGUGGGCGAGAUUGCUGGUGGUUGAUUGCAAUACCAUGCUGCACAUCCUCUCUGCACUCCCUUGUUUUCAGAGUAUCUCAUUGGAAACAGACAUGUUGAAGCUCUUGAGUGGUUCCAGGCUCUAGAUGCAGAGGGUACAGAGAGAUCUUCCUGAAUUCACGUGUUAAGUGUGCAAAUUCUAGAAGGGUAUGUUUCCAACAUUUCCUGCUCAGUUAAUGGAUUGUUCAGUCUUCAUUGCAAGAUACAUGGCUGUCCUUUUCUUCAGUGCAGACUUCUGGGUUAUAUUUGGGAGUCAAGUACCUGCAAAUAAGUACAUGAAAAUGGUAAGGUAUGAGCUUUUUAGCAGGGCCUGUUGUAAUAGGACAAGGGGUAAUGGUUUUAAACUAAAAGAGGGUAGAUUGAGGCUCGAUAUAAGGAUGAAAUUUUUUACAAUGAGCGUGGUGAAACACUGGUACAGGUUGCCCAGAGAGGUGAUAGAUGCCCCAUCCCUGCCAAUUCAAGGUUAGGUUGGAUGGGUCUCUGAGCAACCUGAUCUAGUUGAAGAUAUGCCUGCUCAUGGCAGGGGUUUGGACUAGAUGACCUUUAAAGGUACCUUCCAACCCAAACUAUUCUAUGAUUCUAUAGCUGAAUUUUAAAUGUGUAUACACUUUUCUAUUAGACUAAUUCCUAAAUGUGACAAGCCAUUUGUAACAGCAGUCUUGUAGAAGCCUCUUCCAGAAAUGCAGGAUGGAAGCUCAGGGAAAAAAAAUGUGCUCUUGGUCCAGAUGGCAUUAUUCUGCUUGCUGAACUCCACUGAGAAAUGAGACUGAGUCUUGCUGGGAUGGGCUCUUUGAGAUAAGGGGCACUAGUUCAAGCGCAAAUCUUUCCACCUCGUAGUUUGGUCUAAACACUUUGGAAAAAUUCACUGUGUGGAACCAGUGAACUGUUGCUUGCGCUAUGACUAUAUUUAUUUAGUGCAUUGAGAUUGAGGAUGACCGAAUAUCUGACAGCCAUCUGGGUUUGAGUGGGGGCUCAUUCUUUCCCACCAUCUCUUACUAAAGUAUAAAGUUAAAUAUAUACUAAAUACUGCAAGCAGUCUGGAAUUUGAUAUUAAACUUGAACUGAUGAAGGAUGUGGCUUUGGGGAAAUCAGUGUUUUUUCCCAGGAAGUCUCAAGUUUUGAUUUGCAGAAGUGGUAAGUAUUGUAAUGGAUACUUUUCUUCCAAAUGGUCUCAGUGUUCUUCUACAACUUUUUGAUAUUUAGUCAGUGCUUAGGAAGGUUUUGAUUGUUUCUCCUCUUUCCUCCUUGUAGUCCAGGCUCUUUGUUUGGAUAUCAGAUCCCUUAAUUCACUGGAGUCUUACCUGGACAAGGUAGAUGCCAAUUAAAUACGUGGGUUUUGUUUAUACAGCUCUCCUAGUAUUGCUGCUCUGAAAGCACCAGGAAAGACUGAAGAGCAAAUCAGGAGGGUAGAAAACAUUCUAUUUUUAGGACAAGAUUGGCUUAUCUCAUAUUUAUCCUAGCUAGGGAGGGGAUAAUGUUUCCAGAGACCUCACAUGAGUAAAGGCUACAUAAGGGCUGAGUUAAAAUUAACAGCCUGAUGGUCAACAAGCAUGGAGCCCGCACAAGAACCAGAGGAGCUGGGAUCUCAGACAGAAAUGAUCGCAGACGCAGUUCUUGAGGUUGGAGAGAGACUCUUUCAGGUCAGCCGCAGGGUACUUUCAGUACACAGUCGUUAUUUUGAAGCCAUGUUUUUUGGAGGGGCAAGAGAGAGCUCUGAAUACCACAUAGUGAUCAGAGGGAUUGAUGCAGUGCCUUUUCAGGCACUACUUGAGUUCACUUACACAGCCCAAGUGCUUAUAAGUCGAGAAAAUGUGACCAGCUUACUGGAAACAGCUGACUUUUUUCAGUUUGACAGGGUGAAACUGUUGUGUGAGAAAUUUCUGGAGAGAGAGCUGCAUGUUUCCAACUGCCUGGGCUUGAUGAUCUACUCACAGCGAUUUGCCUUUAUAGAGCUGUAUGCAUCUGCUAUGAAUGUGGCUCUCACUCACUGGGGGGAUGUGAUGUACCAGGAAGAAUUUAAAGCACUACCCAAAGAAAUGCUGAUGCAGCUCCUAAAAAGUGAUGACCUCUUUGUUUCGCAAGAAGAUGUGGUUUUUGACAGUAUUAUGAGGUGGAUAAUGGAGGACCCAGCAAUGAGAGAGAAAGACUUUCUGGAUUUGGUGGGCGAAGUCAGGGUCACUUUUCUGACUUUGUCCUUCCUCGAUAUCUUGGUGAAACGCAGCAAGCACCCUGGAGAGACAGAUACCUUUUCCAGACUAAUAAAGAAGUUAGACAGCUGCCCUCCGCUCAGCUGGCAAAAUAUGGAACUGUGUCCUUAUGCUGGUCGGAGCUAUGACACCUUAUACGUCCUGGGAGGAAAGCAUGAAAAGGAACAGCAAGAAUUAUUUCUCUUUCAACCUAAAACAGGGACCUGGCAGGCUUGUUCUCCACUGCAGCGCAGGAACCUCACCCAGUAUGCAGUGGCAGCAGUAGGGAGCUUCCUUUUUGUGACAGGAGGAUAUUUCCGGGAUGAAUUUGUGUGGUAUAGUGUGGAUUGGGUACUUAUUUACAAUUGCUUGGACAAUAGCUGGCUGGAAGGGCCUGCCAUGAAGAAGUCCCGCAAUAGCCACUGUGCAGUAGGAGCAGGGCUUUACCUGUAUGUCCUUGGAGGGAGCACAGAUGAAGGGAUAAUCCCGGCAGUGGAGCGCAUGGCUCUGAUGGAGUCAGAGUGGGAAAGCAUGAGUCCUAUGGCUCACGCCGUGGAGAGAGGAGAUGCAGUCAGUGUGGGAACCAGGAUCUAUGUGGCCUGUGGCCUGGAUGAAAAUGGACAUGUAUAUGAUGGAGUGCAAAGACUGAACACAGAGAUGGACAGCUGGGAUGUCAUCUCAUUCUCCCCACUUCCAAGGUACGACCUCUGCAUCACAUCACUGAAUGGUGCUCUGUACACCAUAGGAGGGGGAGCUUUUCGAUUUGAUGUGGAGACAGAUGAAUGGACCCAGGCUGGAGAGCACCACAGAAGGAGGGAGGCUAUUCUGGAUUUAUGCAUUCGGGAGCCAGUGUUUGUGACAGGACACCACUUCCUAUACACUGGAAGAGUCACACCAGGUCUUGAGCAGGAGUAGAGACAAAGAAGGAUUACCCUCAGACUGUGGUGGGGAUGGCUUUAAGAGGAUCAAGAAAGACAGUCCUAAAACAUUCCCAGUGCCACAGUAGCUCAUGAGAAGUCAGCUGCUGUGGCUGCAAGUAAGCAUCUCAUCACAGAAUGAGAGAGACCUCCAGGUGAGAGACAGUCCCUGCCUAGGAGAGACUGUGAGAAUGUAAAAAUGGCGGGCAGAGGCUGUGUCCCUAGAUUAAUUUAGUUAAUUCAUUAAUAUAGUUAAAACUCUGGGGUAUUUUCGUUUGUUUGUUUUUUUUUUUUUUUUUUUCCUUGGGUUCCUCUGUUCCAAUUGGAUUAAUCUUUGAGCUUACCUGUAGUGUCCUGUCCCUGACUUUCCUCCUCUCAGCAUGGAGGGUCAUCUCUCCAGAAGCUCGAAUAGCACAUAACACCCAUGUU